CCAAAAAGGUGCCUGUGUCCUUCCUCCCUUUCAGAAGAGAGAGACAGAAGAGAGAGAGAUGGGAGAGAGGGAUAGAGAAGUGAGAGGUAGAUGUGGCACUGAGGGUCGGGGUUGGUGGACAUAGUGGUGAUGGGUUGAUGAUUGCACUGGAUGAUCUUAGAGGUAUUUUCAAACCCUAAUGAUUCUAUGAUUCUUUGACUUCCUUCCAAGUUCCUCCCCACAGGAGAGGCAGUGGUCACAUUGCUCACAGUGUGGGCAACAAAGGCGCCUUUCUGGAAAGGCCAGGGCCUGGUCCUGCCCUCAGCAUCCACCCAGCCCUCUUCAGAGCAGCUCCCUCUAGCUUACAGCCUGCUCCUUCUCCACAACACCCCACAUCUCCCACUUCCCAUGUGCUGGAACCAGAUGAACUGGUGCUCCUUCACUUAGACCCUGCUGUAGUGCUGCUUCUCUCUGCACAGGUUACUUACCUCUGGCAGGCUGGAAGAAGCCAAAAAAAUACUGCCUCAGCCAAACCAGACAGGUUACAGGCAGUCCUGACCCAUGCUGUGAUGGACUCUGGGCCAGUCCCAUACAUCAAACGCAAGAGGCAGAGGCCAGGUAGGGCAGCUGGCACAGGGAUGUGGCAGCCAGUCUGCACGCAGGUCUGAGGGGCUGGGGCUGCCCACGCUGCCUUCACCUGGCAUAGAGCUGUAAACAGAAACAGAGCAUUCCCUUGACCUGCCUUUAGCUGGGGAUUUUCUGCAGCCUCCCAGAUCACCCCACUGCACCAGGAGCAGGAUAUUUAAGGGUCCAGCUAUGAGGAGGAGAGAAGAUUGUGCUGAGGACUUGCAGGCUCGUACAGGGUCUUUUCUGUCAGAGAACACUAAGUAUUUCUCUCUUCCUAAAGCAUUAAGGAAGAAACAUGAACACAGCAAGUGGUGAUUUAGCCAACCCCACGACCUGGCAAGAUGCUGGAGGUGAUUUUCCCAACUGCACCGAUGUAGAAGUCAGUCUGAAGACUUUGUACCUCCCUGUUAUGUACAGCAUCAUCUUUCUGGUGGGCUUCCCAGGAAAUGUUAUUGCAAUCUGUGUUUACAGCUUCAAGAUGAGGCCUUGGAAGAGCAGCACCAUCAUCAUGCUGAACCUGGCACUCACAGACCUGCUCUACCUCACCAGCCUUCCCUUCCUGAUACACUACUAUGCCAAUGGGGAGCACUGGAUCUUUGGGGGAUUCCUGUGCAAGUUCAUUCGUUUUGGCUUCCACUUCAACUUGUACAGCAGCAUCCUCUUCCUCACUUGCUUCAGUGCCUUCCGCUACAUGGUGAUUGUCCACCCUAUGAAAUUUUUCCAAGUCCAAAGGAAGCAGUGGACAACAGUGGCCUGUGCACUCAUUUGGGUGAUCUCCCUGGCAGCUGUCAGUCCCAUCAAUUUCUUGAUCUCCUCAAGAGAGGAGCAAAACAGAUCCUUAUGCCUUGACUUCACCAGUUCUGAAAACCUGGGUGCAAUCAGGUGGUAUAACUGGCUGCUCACCAGCCUGGCCUUCUUCUUGCCCCUGGUGACAGUGACUCUGUGCUAUGCACUUAUUAUUUCUGCCUUGGCCACAGGGCCCCAGACACAGGCUAGCCACAAACAGAAGGCUCGCAGACUUGCCAUCAUCCUCUUGGUGGUCUUCUAUGUGUCCUUCCUCCCCUUCCACCUUUUUCGGGUUGCUCGGGUUGAACUGCAGUUGUGUCCUGUCAGCUGUCAUGUUGAGAAGCAGAUUCACACCAUCUAUAUCAUCUCUCGACCUCUGGCUGCACUCAACACCUGUGGUAACCUUCUGCUGUACGUUGUGAUGGGAGAUAACUUCCAGCAGGCCAUCCUCUCACUCUCAUGGUGCAAGAGGAGCAAAUGCAUCCAGCCACCUGGGAGCAGUACUUAUAUGAACAAGUCAGAAAUCACCUUAAGGGUAUAGAAGAAUCCAUCGAAUAAAGUUCCAGCAAACCUGGGAUUGCUUUCUUAACACUUAGGCAGGUGUAUGGGUAUGGCAGUGAGAACUGCUGCUGGAUUCUCACACUCUGUAAUAGAGUGCUUGUCCAAAAAGUCAUCUCAGGAGCAGGCUUAUACAUACAUACCUCUGUUAGCAACUAAAAAAUGAAAUGAAAUGAAAUGAAAUGAAAUGAAAUGAAAUGAAAUGAAAUAAAAUAAAAUAAAAUAAAAUAAAAUAAAAUAAAAUAAAAUAAAAUAAAAUAAAAUAAAAUAAAAUAAAGGAAUGAAGAGAAAAAAAUGUAAAUCUCCUUAAAGGCAGAAUUUUAACUUAAUCAGACUGUUUCCAAAGAUAUUUGGAAAAUGCUGAAUUCUCUUCCUUCAGUCUUGGAGACUGGCUACAGAAACGCAGGGAGCUGGGUUUGGACAAGAGAAUAACCUCCAUCAAGUUCAGUGCUGCCACUGGUGUAGUGUUUUGUUAAUUACAGCUGGACUAAGACACAGAGGAUUGUCAUGGUUGCUGAAACCUCUGAAUUACAUAAAUUACCAUACUUAGCACCUAGAUAAAUCAGGUGUUUUCAAAUUCUCCUCUAUUCAGCUCCUGUGAGGCCCCAUCUGGAGUACUGUGUCCAGGCCUGGGGCCCCCAGCACAAGAAAGAUGUGGAGCUCUUGUAACAGGUCCAGAGGAGGGCCACUAGGAUGAUCAGAGGGCUGGAGCACCUCUCCUAUGAGGAAAGACUGAGGGAACUGGGAUUGUUUAGCUUGAAGAAGAGAAGGCUCUGGGGAGACCUCACUGUGGCCUUCCAGUACUUGAAGAGAGCAUAUGAACAGGAAGGGGAAUGGCUGUUUACAUGGGUUGACAGUGAUAGGACAAGGGGGAAUGGUUUUAAAUUG
Tympanuchus pallidicinctus (lesser prairie-chicken) is the source of this 2838-nucleotide messenger RNA. Its product is annotated as 2-oxoglutarate receptor 1-like. The record is from RefSeq and is a predicted model, not a curated record. Gene Ontology annotation, molecular function: G protein-coupled receptor activity. The coding region runs from base 902 to 1933 and encodes 343 amino acids. Lineage: Eukaryota; Metazoa; Chordata; Aves; Galliformes; Phasianidae. The transcript has 2 exons. Gene Ontology annotation, cellular component: plasma membrane. Gene Ontology annotation, biological process: G protein-coupled receptor signaling pathway.